AUGAUCCUACAAAUUAUCUUACUAACAAUUUUUGUAACGAUCGCAGGCAAAAAAACUGUGAAACCUGAGAGUGCAGUGUGUGAAGAACUUAUUGAAUGUUAUGCAAAGUCUCGAGCUAAGGCUGAUGACUGCGUCUCACAAGUGGACAAGCAUGAAUGCUGGAAUGAAACUUUACAACUGGAACUUAAAGACUUGAAUGAUGAAGUGAGUUCAAGUCUUGAAAUUGAGUCACCUACUGCAACAGUUAUUGCAAACGCAAAAAAGAAAGCCAAGUGCAAUUCAAUACUUCGCAAGAAUCCUUACAACAAGUCAGCAAGUGAAAAAGACCAAAGUAAGAAGAAUCAUCGCGCAGUGCAGAAAGAUAAAAAGGGUAACGCGCAACAAAAAACGUGUUUUCGUGAAGCACGUAAAUUACGGACGUAUUGUGGACAACUUUCCAAGUGCUGCACGAUUAGUAAAAUGUACGUAUGCAAAACAAAUAAAUUAAUUGAUGAAAAAAUAAAUGCAAAACGAAUGGAAAUAAAGGAUGCUGAGGAACAAUGUCGCUUGGAACAUGGAAAUAAAGGCAAAAGCAAGGAUGCUAAAAAUCACAGACGUAACGGAGGUCAUCAUCAUUCAAAAGGGCAACGUAGAAAGUCUAAAAAUUCUGAAUCCCAUGCGUGA
Messenger RNA from Thelazia callipaeda (thelaziosis nematode), 663 nucleotides. The record is from the annotation of a GenBank genome assembly. Lineage: Eukaryota; Metazoa; Nematoda; Chromadorea; Rhabditida; Thelaziidae.